Messenger RNA from Euleptes europaea (tarantolino), 961 nucleotides. It is a transcript of the gene HMGN3, whose product is annotated as high mobility group nucleosomal binding domain 3. Lineage: Eukaryota; Metazoa; Chordata; Lepidosauria; Squamata; Sphaerodactylidae. Gene Ontology annotation, cellular component: chromatin; nucleus. The transcript is spliced from 8 exons. Gene Ontology annotation, molecular function: nucleosomal DNA binding. Bases 27 to 416 code for a protein of 129 amino acids. Gene Ontology annotation, biological process: chromatin organization. The record is from RefSeq and is a predicted model, not a curated record.
CUUCGGCCGCCCACAAAAGGGACAUCAUGCCGAAGAGGAAGUCUCCAGAGGGUGCUGAAGGCAAGGAUGCUGCAAAGCUAACGAAGCAAGAGCCAACAAGGCGAUCUGCAAGAUUGUCAGCUAAACCAGCUCCGCCAAACCCUGAGCCUAAACCAAGGAAAACCACUAAGAAGGAACCUGGAACAAAGACUAACAAAGGUGCUAAGGGGAAGAAGGAUGAAAAGCAAGAAGCUGCAAAGGAAGGUACUACACCAUCUGAAAAUGGUGAAAAUAAAGCUGAAGAGAUUCGCAUCUCUCGCUCCACUGUUAGUGUUUCAACAUCCAGAGGUGCCCCACCCAGCACACUGUCAGUAAAAGGGCAGAUUGAAACAGUGAAAGUUAAGGGUACGGUAGAGCAUUCUGCAUGUGUGCAGUGAAUAGAAAGAGAUAGUAGUGUGGUGCUUUUCAUUGUGAACAAUGGAAGCUAGCAGGCACAGAGAACUGAACCUGUAGAAGACAAGUGUGCGUGAACUAACAUGAACAUUUGAGGAUGAUUUUAUGCACCUCCUGGACAACUUUUAAAAGAUAUUUUUAUCAAGUAUUUUGUAAAUGCUAAUUUUUUAGGACUUAUGAUAAGUUGACAAACUGUAUAUGAACAUUUUCCCUCCCAUACGUGUGCUUUUAGAAACUCCCAAUGUUACCAAGUUUUUUUUUUAAGUAUCAACUUAACAUUGGAAAAAAAGUGUUUAUAAGAUCGGACAACCAUUCCAUAUACUUGCUUUUCAGAAAUGUAUGUCUUGUGCAUAUGGUGAUGUUUUUACCGUGGGUGUUUGGAUUUUUCUUGCAGUUUUUCUAGAGCAAUAAUCUGUGGUGCUUUUGUACUUAAGGUUUAUGCGAUUUUAAUGAAACAUGUAUAGAUAUGGCCACCUGAUGACCAUGUUCAGUUAUUCGCUAUUGCUUUGAAACAAAAAAAUCAUUUUCU